Messenger RNA from Monosiga brevicollis MX1, 477 nucleotides. RefSeq lists its product as uncharacterized. Gene Ontology annotation, biological process: transmembrane transport. The annotation marks the transcript as partial. NCBI's taxonomy places the organism in Eukaryota, Choanoflagellata, Craspedida, Salpingoecidae. The record is from RefSeq and is a predicted model, not a curated record. The transcript is spliced from 3 exons. Gene Ontology annotation, cellular component: membrane. Gene Ontology annotation, molecular function: ATP binding; ATPase-coupled transmembrane transporter activity; ATP hydrolysis activity.
AUGUGCGCUCAUCGACUGGAUAAUGUCUUUUGCGACGUACUGCAGGCCGAGCCUGGCUCCUUGGUGGUGGUCACAGGUCCAACCUCCGCCGGCAAAUCAACCCUCUUGCAAACGCUCCUAGGCAACACGGUCGUGCGAGCGGGUCGAGUCCACGUGGCUGGUACCCUGGCAUAUGUGCCGCAGACGCCCUGGGUCACCGGCGAGUCAAUCCGAGACAACAUCCUUUUUGGUCGACCUUUGGACCCAAUCCAGUACUCUGCCGUCCUGCAUGCCUGUUGUCUGGAUGCGGAUAUCAGGCAGCUGCCUCAUGGUGACGCGACCUUGUUGGGUGAGGGUGGAGCGGCCGUCAGCGGCGGUCAAAAACAACGCAUUGCGCUUGCGCGAGUCCUUUACGCCAAGCGACAGAUUAUUUGUCUGGAUGAUGUGCUGGCCAGCCUGGAUGCUCGCGUCUCCGCGCAGGUCUUUGAGCGUGCCAUC